Hirsutella rhossiliensis is the source of this 1995-nucleotide messenger RNA. The record is from the annotation of a RefSeq genome assembly. Lineage: Eukaryota; Fungi; Ascomycota; Sordariomycetes; Hypocreales; Ophiocordycipitaceae.
AUGUAUUUAAGUAUAAUUGUGUUACCAUUACUAGGGUGUAUAGUUUCCGGCUUUUUUGGUAGAAAAGUUGGUGUGACAGGUAGUCGUUUAUUAAGUUGUCUAUGUAUAAUAUUAACAACAAUAUUAGCUAUUAUUGGCUUUUUUGAAGUAGGUUUUAAUAAUAACCAGGUAUCUAUAAACUUAUUUAGAUGAUUACAUAGUGAAUCAUUUAAUAUGGUAUGAAAUUUUCAAUUUGAUAGUUUAACAGUAUCUAUGUUAAUACCUGUGUUAAUAAUAAGUUCUUUAGUUCAUAUCUAUUCUAUAGGAUAUAUGAGCCAUGAUCCUCAUAAUCAAAGAUUCUUUAGCUAUUUAAGCUUGUUUACUUUUAUGAUGAUUAUAUUAGUAACUGGUAAUAAUUACCUGUUGAUGUUUGUAGGGUGAGAAGGUGUGGGAGUUUGUUCAUACCUUUUAGUUAGUUUUUGAUUUACUAGAAUUGCCGCUAAUCAAAGUUCUUUAGCAGCAUUUUUAACUAAUAGAGUUGGAGACUGUCUUUUAACAAUAGGUAUGUUUGUAAUAUUAUGAUCUUUAGGUAGUUUAGAUUAUAAUGUUAUAUUCUCAAUAGCUCCUUAUACUAAUGAAAAUGUUAUUACUAUGAUAGGUAUAUGUUUAUUAAUCGGAGCUAUGGCUAAAAGUUCACAGGUAGGUCUCCAUAUUUGAUUACCUAUGGCGAUGGAAGGUCCUACGCCAGUUUCCGCAUUAAUACACGCUGCCACAAUGGUUACGGCCGGUGUAUAUUUAUUAAUUCGUUCAUCUCCUUUAAUUGAAUACAGUACUACUGUAUUACUUUUAUGUUUAUGAUUAGGAGCAAUAACUACUGUAUUUAGUUCUCUUGUAGGAUUAUUCCAACAAGAUAUAAAGAAAAUAAUUGCUUAUUCUACUAUGUCACAAUUAGGUAUGAUGGUUAUAGCUAUAGGUUUAUCUUCUUAUAAUAUUGCUAUAUUCCACUUAAUAAAUCACGCUUUCUAUAAAGGAUUGUUAUUUCUUGGUGCAGGUGCUGUAAUACACGCUGUAGUUGAUAAUCAAGACUUAAGAAAAUAUGGUGGAUUAAUGUCAUUCUUACCUUUAACUUAUACAGUUAUAUUAAUAGCUAGCCUUAGUCUAGUAGCUUUCCCUUUUAUGACAGGAUUCUAUAGUAAAGAUUUUAUAUUAGAAUCUGCUUAUGGUCAAUAUUGCUUUAGUAGCUUAGACGUGUAUUUUAUAGCAGUAAUAGGUGCAAUAUUUACUACACUAUAUUCAGUUAAAGUUCUAUAUUUAACUUUUUUAGCUAACCCUAAUGGACCAGUAAAUUAUUAUAAAAAUGCUCAUGAAGGGGAUAUCUUUUUAAGUUUACCUUUAGUUAUAUUAGCUCUAUUUUCAAUAUAUUUUGGUUACUUAACUAAAGAUAUAUUUAUUGGUUUAGGGUCUGGAUUCUUUACAGAUAAUAGUAUAUUUAUUCACCCUAUGCAUGAAAUAUUAAUAGACACAGAGUUUGCUGUACCCAGUUUAUUUAAAUUAUUACCUUUAAUAUUCACAGUAUUAUUCUCAGUUUUAGCUAUUGUAUAUCCUGAAUUUAUUCCUAGUGCUAUAUCUAGUUUCAAAUUAUCUAAUUUAGGGUACUAUAUAUUUGGUUUUUUCAACCAACGUUUCUUACUAGAAUUUUUCUAUAAUAAAUUUAUAGUUAAUACAGUUUUAGAUAUAGGAGGUCAAACAACUAAAAUUUUAGAUAAAGGUAGUAUAGAAUGAGUAGGUCCUUAUGGUAUGGGUGUAGUGUUAACUACAAUAAGUAAAACAGUUUCUAAUUUAAGUAAAGGAGUUGUUACUGAUUACGCUUUAUAUAUACUUAUAAGUAUAUGUUUUUACGUAUCUAUAUAUACUUUUGCACCAAUAUUCUUUGACUUAGUUAAUUCUGUUAUAGUAUCUUGUGUAAUAGUUCUAAUAGCUAUUCAUAAUUUUAUAGUUAGUCUAAGUGACGUCUAA